UCUCUCAAUAAAAGCACCCGAAAAAUAUCCGUUAUAAAUGUUUAGUAAUUUUAUUCAAGAGUGGGUCAAAGGAUAAAGUGAGAUUUCAUUGGCUGUUGAGUUAGUGCAUGAAAACUAAAGUUUAGUGGGACCAUUCACUAAUAACGUUAAUGUUAAAACAUCUUUAUCAUUGAGAAUACGGACAAUUUCAUAGUUUUAUUUCAUGCCCUCUUAAACUUGUAUACAAAACCACGUGGGUAAUUGAAGCGUUGAUUGAUCUGUCAUUUUAACUUACUUUGGCGCAGAUUCCAGGCGGAUUACGAAACUUGGUCUUGUUUUCUGUCUGAAGUGAGUCAGAUAAAUAAAAUUUCUUUAAAAUUAAUGUAUUAGUACGAUCAUUUGGCACUUCAACGGCGAGUAGGCAACAUGUCGGUAGCAUCUAUAGCUCGUUUCUCAAUAAAACGCUUAUUUAACUCCACCAUUUUCCACCGUCGAAUUGCAUCUUAUGUUGAUCCUGCUUUUGGUCUUGAAGAUGAAAAAUUAGAAAUUCAACGAAUUGCUGGAGAUUUUGCAUCCAAAGAAAUGUUUCCUCAUAUGGCUUAUUGGGAUGAAAAGGAGAUAUUUCCUGCUGAAACAUUACGAAAAGCUGCUGCCUUAGGCUUCGGUGCUAUAUACACCUCUGAAAAAUAUGGCGGGUCUGGUAUGACACGAUUAGAUGCAUCAAUAAUUUUUGAAGCAUUGUCCCAUGGUUGUGUUAGUACAACAGCCUACUUAACUAUUCACAAUAUGUGUGCAUGGAUGAUUGAUCAAUUUGGAAAUGAAGAGCAGAAGCAAAGAUUUUUGCCACCACUUGCAACUAUGGAGAAGUUUGCCUCUUACUGUUUAACUGAGCCUAAUAGUGGAAGUGAUGCAGCUUCUUUGAGUACUACUGCUAAGAAAGAUGGGGAUUAUUAUAUUUUGAAUGGGAGCAAAGCAUUUAUUAGUGGAGCAGGAGAUAGUGAUACUUACGUGCUUAUGGCAAGAACUGGAGGAAAAGGACCUAAAGGCAUUUCAUGUAUAGUUAUUGAAAAAGGCACUCCUGGAUUAAGUUUUGGAAAGAAGGAAAGGAAGCUUGGAUGGAACUCUCAACCUACUCGAGCGGUAAUUAUGGAAGAUUGCAAAGUACCAAUUUCAAACAGAAUAGGUGAAGAAGGGCAGGGUUUUAAUAUGGCUAUGCAUGGAUUAAAUGGUGGUCGUAUCAAUAUUGCAUCUUGUUCACUUGGAGCUGCUCAGGCGAGUUUAGAAAUAGCUUGUGAUUAUCUCAAAACAAGAAAACAGUUUGGAAAAUCUCUUUCAGAAUUUCAGCAUAACAGCUUUCUUCUUGCUCAGAUGUCUUCUGACAUAGUUGCAGCUCGUUUGCUGGUUCGAAAUGCAGCAGUUGCUCUUGAGAACAAAGCACCUGAAGCAGUAUCACUAUGUGCCUCUGCAAAAUAUUUUACUACAGAAAAUUGUUUUACGAUAGUCAAUAAAGCAUUGCAAAUGCAUGGUGGCUAUGGUUAUUUGAAAGAUUAUCCUGUGCAACAAUAUUUGAGAGAUAUAAGAGUUCAUCAAAUAUUGGAAGGUACCAGUGAAGUUAUGUUACUCUUGUUGUCUCGUGAUUUGCUAGGGGUAACUAAAUAGGAGGUAAAAUUCUGCAAGGAGCUUAAAAAACAGAAGAAUGACUGGUGAUUAUUGUCCAUCUUCUAAAAUGCAGAUGAAACUGACUGAUAAAUUUUUUUAAUAAAAUAAGCCGCAGGGAUAUUUUUUGCGAAAUUUAUUUAAAAAUCUAUAUUAUCUGUUUCUGUAUGAUCUCUAUGUGAUCUGUUUCUGUAAAUCUACAUGAUCUGUUUUAUUUUAUUUUGUUUAAAGUUUUUUUGAGAUGAUUUUAUAAUUUUCUUGAAGCAGCGUGCCUUAUCACUAACUAGGACAAAAUAGUUUAUAUCUUAUUUCAAUUUGUAGAUGAAGCUAGAAAUUUAAAAAUUAAUUUUAGUAUUUAAUAGUUUUUAGCAUAAUAUUUAAAUAAAGAUAAAUUUUUUAAAAAUAUUCUUUAUAUCUCAAAUAAUCACUCAGCAAAAAAAGAAAAAAAAAAAACUUUGGGAAAACAUGUUUUUAUUUUUUAAAAAGACUAAAAAUCUAAUGGUUUAAGUGAAUAGCUAUGAUAAUGACUGAAACAAACUAUUGUGUGUGCUAGAACAGUAAUAAGAGAGUUCUUCAAAUUUAAUUAUCAGUAAUUGUUUUAAAAAUAUUACUGUGUUUAAUUCAAACGUUUUGAUUAAAUUAGAGCGUUUAAGAAUAUUUCAUUAACUUUAGUAGAGUAUCACAGUAAAAAAUAUAUUAUGAUUCUUUUUUUUAAAUUUAUUUUUCAAGUAAAUAACCCAUUCUGUAAUAUACUCUACAAUAAUGCUUUUAAUCAUUGGUUCUAUUUUCUCUUUUAUUAUGCAAAAAAAUGUGUUAUAAGUUCAAUUUUGAAUUUUAUUUACUGAGGAAAUAAUUUUUUUUCCAUUUUAUUGUGAAACUUUUUUGCUGUAAGUGAGUUAAUCAUAGCUUUUCGAUAGGCAUAUUGCACUAAAGAUAUGUAGUGCUGCUUGAAUUUAUUUAAUAAAACAAACUUUUAUAACUUUGAUAAAUAUUUUUUUUUGUAUCACUUUUCUAUAUCAGUCAUAUGAAUUGUUUAGUCUUUUUAACUGCUUCCUACUAAUAUUAUUAAUAAUAAUGAUAAGUGUCCCAAAAUUCGUGCAAAAUUUGGAUUUGGCACCAUUUUUGUGAUGAAAUUCUGACGAUCAAGAAAAAAACACCUUACAGUUUAGGAUUAUCAAAAAUUGAGCACUUCAUUAAAAAAAUAAUGUAUUUUCAUUGUUUGAACAAUAUUGAGUUAUUCCCUAGUUUGGUUAUCUUCUGUUUUGAUGAUUAGAAUUGCAUGUUCCAGAUUAUGCAAUUUAAUGCUGUAAGAUCUCUCUCUCUCUUUUUUUUUUUUUAAGGAUUAUGUCAAUAAGCCCACAAUCACCCAUGUCUUAAAUUAGAAAACUAAGUUUUUUUUCCACCAAAAUUUAGCUAUAUUUAUCAGAACCAUAUUUGAGAAUUUCAAUUUGAUGUAAGAGUGUAUUUGUUCUAGCAAAAUUGGGAAUAUUAUUUAUGGGAUAUCUUAUUCCAUACUAAACCCUAUACUACUAUAUACUUUAUGAGUCAAUAAACAAAAUGUUACAUUUAUUUAAUUAAAAAUCUGUGUUUUCAUCCAAAUUACAUUUUUUCGAAUUUUAGUUGACCCUUUAAUAACGAAUCACUGUCAUGCAUAUAAUAAACAAACUUUUUAUUUCAAACUUCUUUAGGAAAAGAAAAUGCUGAUUUUUUAAAUGGAAAAGAUUUAUUUACAUUUCAUGGAAAAAAAUUAUACUCUAUUGCUUUUCGAGAGAAUUAAAAAAAUCUAAGUAUUUUGCUGCUGUCAGAUCUGAAAAAACUCUUCAAAUCAAUGUGCUUGUAUAAAAACAUUUGUAUUUGUUAUUAUUUCAUGUUUUGAGAAAAAGUGUUUUGAAAAAAAAAGUGUUAAUAAUCUCAAAAUAUAUAAUACUAACAAAAUACAUAUAGA
Messenger RNA from Parasteatoda tepidariorum (common house spider), 3580 nucleotides. Its product is annotated as isobutyryl-CoA dehydrogenase, mitochondrial. Gene Ontology annotation, biological process: lipid metabolic process. Gene Ontology annotation, molecular function: flavin adenine dinucleotide binding; acyl-CoA dehydrogenase activity. The record is from RefSeq and is a predicted model, not a curated record. Lineage: Eukaryota; Metazoa; Arthropoda; Arachnida; Araneae; Theridiidae. Gene Ontology annotation, cellular component: mitochondrion.